Molecule: messenger RNA, 1485 nt
Organism: Mycetomoellerius zeteki
Lineage: Eukaryota; Metazoa; Arthropoda; Insecta; Hymenoptera; Formicidae
Exons: 1
Coding region: 1-1485 (494 amino acids)
Source: RefSeq, a predicted model, not a curated record
AUGAACACAGUUACGUAUGGAACCGCUAGCGCUCCAUAUCUGGCCAUGCGUUGCCUAAAGGAGAUAGCUAGCAAAGCCGCCGAAAAAUUAGCUACUAAACAACAAGAAAAAACAUCAAUUACGCAGGUUGAAGACUUAAAUGCGGAGGGAGGAGAGAAGGAUCUCUCUUCAGCAAUAGAGGUCCUGGAACGAGACUUCUACAUGGACGACGUAUUGACAGGGACAAAUAGUCUCGCGGAAGCAAUUCAACUGCAGAAACAGCUAACGGAACUUCUGGUGCAAGGGCAGUUCGCAUUGCGAAAAUGGAGAUCAAACGAUGCCAAAGUGCUUAAACAUUUAAAUGACGAAUGUAAGACUGAUAAUUGCCUUAUCAUCAAUGAAGAAGAGACUCAAAAAACGCUAGGCGUAUUGUGGAAUGCUAAGGAAGAUACACUACACUAUCAGUUUACAGUAUUAGACAAAGAAAGAAUAACUAAACGUGGCGUACUAUCUAAAAUAGCACAAGUGUAUGAUCCUUUAGGGCUAAUAGGACCAGUUCUCAUAAAUUACAAGAUAUUUAUGCAGAGAUUAUGGGAACAAAAAUUGGAUUGGGACGACCCUUUGCCAUCAUCGUUGGAAAUUAGUUGGAAGAGGCAGUUUGAUUCACUUCAUGAAAUCAACGAAGUUGCCGUUCAACGAAAUAUAAAUCCGGACAACGAAACAGGAUUAAUGGAUAUCUAUGGAUUCGGGGAUGCAUCAGAAAAGGCGUGUGUGUGCUUAUAUGCUAUCAGUUGCAAUAAGCAAGGAAAAAAGACUACUCGUUUGAUUUGUGCGAAAACAAGAGUAGCCCCACUGAAGGUCUUAUCACUGCCAAGAUUGGAGCUGUGUGCUGCCCUAUUAUUGGUAGAGUUGUUGAAGGUAAUCGAGGAAGCCUGUAAAAAAAGCAUCGCUCGAGUCUAUCUUUGGAGUGACUCAACAGUAGUGUUAGAGUGGAUCAAAAUGUCAUCUAAUCAAUUAAAGGCGUUUGUAGCCAACCGAGUGGCAAGAAUCCAAGAAUUGUCAUCCGAAGCUUAUUGGAAGCAUGUCCCAUCGGAGGAUAAUCCAGCAGAUCUCCUGUCGAGGGGUAUCACGGUAGAGCAGCUAAGGAAGAGCAAACUAUGGUGGGAAGGUCCCGAAUGGAUCACGUCAGAACAGCAUUGGCCUCAGCAACCAAAUGUAGCUAUGGAGGAGGCAUCGGAAAGAGUUACAGUAGCAAUGUCGGCAUCGAUUGCCCCCCCGGAAGUCUUAACCAAACAGUCUUCUUAUUCCAAGUUACGACGUGUAAUCGCCUUUUGUCAAAGGUUUAUAAUCAACCUGCGAGGGGCUAAGAAAGAUGGUCCACUGUCAUUGGAGGAGCUAGAGGAAGCAGAAACCGCUAUCUUGCAAAUCAUUCAGCGAGAUGCCUUCGCGGAAGAAAUCAAGGCACUACCAAGUAAGAGAGCAGCGGCCAGUAAGCAAGGCAAGUAA